AUGCUUCUAUCGAAUGAUGCAACAACGCAUUAUUAUUCAUUUUGUGAAAAUGAUGUUUUUGAAGAAGAUUGUAAUUGGUUUUCUACCGAAAUAACGAAAUCUAUUAAGGAUCAAUACGUAAAUGAAGAAGAAAAGAAACGUAAACGAAAACCAUACAGAAAAAUCUUUGGUAAAUGUCCAUUAACAUUCAAUGGAGCAUAUGGUCUUACUCAAGCAAAUCAUUCUAUUAAAUUUUGUUGCUAUGAAAAAAAUUAUCAAACCCAAUUAUAUAAUCAUUUCAUUAAGAAGCAUAAAUUAAAAGAAGUUUGUGCUCAACGUUUGAUACAAGCUAUUAUCAGUAAUCAAGAUCCUAUGAUAACAAAAUUAUUUAAUGAAAAUGAAAAUGUAAUUGAUCAAUUUUAUAAUGUUCUAUGUCCUUUUAGUAAUGGGCAAAUUAAUUUACCAGAAAAUAGUCAACACCGUGGGACACAUAUACCAUGUCGACGUCGUAUAAUUCCACUUAAUGUAUUAGAAUGUCAUUUACAAUAUCAUCAUAAUAUUUCUAAUCUAUUGGCGCAAAAAUUAGUUAAUAGUUUCAAAGAAAUUUGA
Messenger RNA from Rotaria sordida, 588 nucleotides. Lineage: Eukaryota; Metazoa; Rotifera; Eurotatoria; Philodinida; Philodinidae. The record is from the annotation of a GenBank genome assembly.